Molecule: messenger RNA, 942 nt
Organism: Penicillium longicatenatum
Lineage: Eukaryota; Fungi; Ascomycota; Eurotiomycetes; Eurotiales; Aspergillaceae
Product: IST3 family RNA-binding protein
Exons: 2
Coding region: 1-942 (313 amino acids)
Biological process (GO): mRNA splicing, via spliceosome
Cellular component (GO): U2 snRNP; catalytic step 2 spliceosome; precatalytic spliceosome
Molecular function (GO): RNA binding
Source: RefSeq, a predicted model, not a curated record
AUGAAUUCUAUCCGCCAGGUGCAGCAGCUCAAUAAGCGCGAGCUAGAACAUGCUGUGCCGCCAGAGGCAUCAUGGCACGCGGACUACCGUGACACCGCGUAUAUCUACAUCGGCGGACUUCCAUUUGAUUUGACCGAGGGCGAUGUUGUCACAAUCUGCUCUCAGUACGGAGAACCGGUCUAUGUCAACCUGAUCCGCGACAAGGAAACGGGCAAGAGCAAAGGCUUCGCGUUUCUCAAAUAUGAGGACCAGCGCAGCACUGACCUUGCAGUGGAUAACCUAGGCGGUGCGACAGUCCUAGGCCGCAUGCUGCGAGUGGACCAUACCCGUUAUAAGCGACGCGAUGAUGAAGAAGAAGGAGAUAAUGUCGCAAAGCUGAUGGGCGAUGCGACGGCCGAGAACAAAGGAGAGAAUCCUAGCGACCGACACCAAGGAUCUGGCGAUACAGAUCGCGAAGAAAGGAGGCCAAUGUUGAAGGAAGAGAGGGAACUACAAGAUUUGAUUCAGAACCACGAUGAUGAAGAUCCAAUGAAGGAAUUUCUCAUCGAGGAAAAGAAGGAAGAGAUCGCGCGUGCAGUCGAGAAAUACAGAAGCAGUGAGAAGAGGUCCUCCCGGCGCCGAGGGGAUAGUAGGGAACGGUCAAGCCGACACAGUCGGCGGCAUCGAUCUCGCGAGCGCGAGCGCAGAGACCGGGAUGAUCGCUCUCCCGGUCGAGAAAGGACCCGGCACCGAUCGUCAGAUCGCGAGAGAGGAUCCCAAAGAGAUCGAACACCGGUCAUGUCUCGCUCGGAUCGCAAUCGCGAUGAUCGUUCGCCAACUCGUGAGAGAAGGCCACGGCGAAAAUCGGAGGAAAGGUCUAGAAGAGAUCGGACACCAAAGCGAUCACGCUCGCCCGAGUCACGUAGACACCGAAGUGACCGAGAUCGGGACGAUCGCCGCUGA